Messenger RNA from Rosa rugosa (rugosa rose), 2544 nucleotides. RefSeq lists its product as uncharacterized. The transcript is spliced from 4 exons. Bases 103 to 1329 code for a protein of 408 amino acids. The record is from RefSeq and is a predicted model, not a curated record. NCBI's taxonomy places the organism in Eukaryota, Viridiplantae, Streptophyta, Magnoliopsida, Rosales, Rosaceae.
ACGACUGCCGUUUCGUAGAAACCCAAAUUUAGAUGAAAACCGUUGCUUCAAUUCGAAAGCUUUUAGAAAUUCACUAGUGUGUGAUGAAACUCCCGCCAGAAAAUGGGGAGCCAUCGGAGAACAUCUGAGACGUCGUCAAGGGCGGAGCUCCGGUCAAAGCUCACAAGAGUCGUACGAGGCCACGAACAAAUGAAGACCGCUUUCCACCAACUGAAAUCUCAGAUCCAAAUCGGCCUUCUCCAGGCCGAAGACGUCUUCGCGUCUCUGGCAAUUCCGUUGAUGAAGCUCUUAGGUCUCAAGACGGUGGAGAUGGCGACGGAGGGCCGAUUCACCUCCUUCAUCAUCCAAACAGAUUCCGAUUUGAGUUCUCAGUAUCAGAAUUUCGGAGCCGGAUCUGGACCGUCGGGUCGGUCAGAUCAGAACCGUCAGUGUGCGAAGAUAGAGAUCUACGCCGCCAAAGCGGCGGUGGCCGGCGAUUUGGUAAUCGAGAAGCAAAAAGAUCAGCUGAUUCAACUGGUUCGGAUCCUGAAGCAAAUCGAGUCCCAAGUCAACAAUCGGCAGAGCCACAUGGUCGAAACCCUAGCCAAUCGCCGCCAUUCCCUUCGCAAAUUCUUCCAGAGAGCGAUCGCCUACUUAUCCACCGUUGACCGCGUUGACCAACGGGGGUUCCAGGUGGCGGUGCUGAACCUCCUCCGGGAAAUUUUCAACGAAGUGAGUGCGGUUUUGGGGUCCGUGGAGGCUGACGUGGAGGACCUGGUGGAGAAUUUGGCUGAGAAAAUGUGUGAGCCAAUGGUGGAAUACGUGGAGGGGGUUAAGGCUGAUUUGAGAAAUGGGACUUGCUUGGGCCUAGUGGGCUUGGUGAAGGAGAUGGCCAGGGCGGCGGGGGAUUCGAGGGCGGAGCUGGAGGCGGCGAGGAAUAAGGCCACGGUGGCAGAAGAGAGCAGAGCUGAGGCUAUGAGGAGGCUCAGGGAAUCAGAAGAAUAUGUGAGGAAAUUGAAGGAAUGCUUCAAGUUCUUGCCAGAGCCUAGUAAAGCAUCCACCAAAGUAACCAAAGCCUGUGCUUUACAUAAGAUUUUAGGCAUGGAGAAAGAUCAAGCCCACGAUGAGAAGCUGUUAUGGGAGCUAUUGGAAAAGAAGAGAAAGUAUCAAACUCCAGAGAGUCCACUUGGACCCAGAGAGCUGCUUCCCCUUCAUCAGUCCAAGCGCCAAAAGGCAACACGUGUAAAGCCACAAGUUGGUAGCAGCGCGUAUUCACAGCGUUCAAGAACCCCACGUUUGGUGGCUGCUCGGAUACCCUUGGGCUCAUCCCCUUCAGUGACAAUUCAGUAAGCUGUCCCGCUCUAGCUAGUCUUCCCCCAAAUGCAAGCCUAAUAAAAGGUCUUGAUUCGCUGCUGAUUCCAGUCACUACUGGUAAGUGGUAAACCAUCACUUGUAUGUUUUGUGCUUGUGGGCUGCUACUUUUGUCUUUUUAGACCUUAGAGUAGGAAGCUCUAAGGAGGGAACAUGAUGAUAGGAACGAAAAUUCUUCAGUACACGGAGGGUGAAUGUGCACGGCGUAUGUGGUGAAAUUGAGAGUUUGGUGCUAGUUUAGAUAGCUUGCAUCAAGAAAUUGAGAGUUGAACAUCCAACAUGUAUAUUGUUUUAUAAUAUCCACCAUUGAUGAUGAUGAAGGCCCAGUGCGCACCCGUGCCAAAGUAAUUAUAUAUGUCCCUGGGUUCUAUACAAAAUAGAACUAGUUGAUCGUUGCUUUCUGAGAAAGAACUUAGUCGCACUCACGCGCGUGUGCAAUUUUCAACAUUUGAUGACCGUCGAUCACAUUGUCGAUCCCAUUUUCUGUUGAAAAUCAUUCCCUCGCGUGAGAGCGACUAAACGGACUGCAACAUUUUUGAUAAUGGCAAUGUGGAGUAAAACCCAAUGCUGCCAACAUUAUUAUAGUCUUCCUUUCUUAAGAGAAAAGCUUUGUCUAAUGCAGAUUAUGGUUGUUGGUUUCCUUUAGUACCCAAAUUUGUACUGGCUUGUUUUGAACAGAUGCAUUCUCAGGCUCAGCCACUCUUUUCCCACUGCUCAUGGUGCAAGACUUAUAAAAACCUAUUUUUGAUACAAAUAUAAGCAAACCAGUCCCGUGUUUUAUUACCUGGGUCCUGGUCUCCCGGAUUUCUUCGAUUUGGAACACGUGUCAUAUCAGAGGGUGGAGGGGAAGCCAUCUGUGGUGUGGGAGCCAUUGUCAAAAGUGGUUUUUAUUAAUUUCGGCCGUCUUUUCCAUCAAUCAUAAUUGGUAAAUCCAGUCAUAAACCAGCAGGCUGUGUGUUUCACGAUGUCGUCAGUCGUUUUCUAGACUUUUAAAUUUACCAGUUGGCAAGGGAAAAGAAACUGUUCUCGUUGACAGUAUUAUGGGCAGAUCAUCUAUCACUUGGUGCAUAUAUCUUUUGAUUAGAGAUACCAAGCAACUGGCUUCUCAAUUUCGUUCUAUAGUUUUCAGACAUAUAUUUAGAGAAUUUAAUUUUGUAGAGUUAACAUCUUUUGUCUAGAACCCUCAGAAUUCUA